This is a messenger RNA of Hydractinia symbiolongicarpus, 1169 nucleotides long. RefSeq names its product 40S ribosomal protein S20-like. The coding region runs from base 16 to 969 and encodes 317 amino acids. The transcript has 3 exons. The record is from RefSeq and is a predicted model, not a curated record. Gene Ontology annotation, cellular component: ribosome; cytosolic small ribosomal subunit. NCBI's taxonomy places the organism in Eukaryota, Metazoa, Cnidaria, Hydrozoa, Anthoathecata, Hydractiniidae. Gene Ontology annotation, molecular function: structural constituent of ribosome. Gene Ontology annotation, biological process: translation.
UAACGUCCGUUUUCCAUGCUAGCAUGGGUUGGACGGGGUAUAUUAAUGACCCUCUUCCAAUCUGAUCUAGACUGUGUUAGAUCUAAACUCAACUUCCUCUGUAUCAAGUCUGUCCUUAUAACCUCCUGUCAAGUCUUUCUCGGUCUGCCUCUGGGCUUUGCCCCAGGAACUAUCAAGUCUCUACACUUUCUUACCCAAUUAUCCUCCUCCAUUCUUUCCAAGUGCCCCAGCCAGUUCAAUCUUCUUAUCUGGAUAACAUCUUUAAUUCUACGGAGACUUAGCCUGCUUCUUAGCUCAUCUGAACUCUUUCUGUCUCUCAGACUGGCGUUACACAUCCACCUAACCAUUCUCAUAUCAUUCCUUUCUAAACGGUCAAGAUCUUCCUGCUUCACUGCCCAUGUCUCACUACCGUACAACAUAACACUUCUUACACAGGCCUCAUACAACCUACCUUUUACCUCAAUUGACAGGACCCUGCUAGUCAACAAAGGAAGUAACUCUCUGAACUUUUUCCAAGCUUUUUACGCAACACUUCAAUCAAGAAGGAGGCUCACCGCUGUUCCUCCAAAAAACUUUUCCAACAGGAGGUUUAAGUCGGCCCAAUUUACUAGCAUGUCUGCCUACAAGGAAAAACAAGUUCAGGAGGAGGAAGCUCAAGUUCAUCGCAUCCGUAUUACUUUGACAAGCCGAAAUGUAAAAAGCUUGGAAAAAGUAUGUGGGGAACUUAUCCGUGGUGCAAAGGAUAAGAAAUUGAUGGUAAAAGGUCCAGUUCGUUUACCAACAAAAACCUUACGCAUCACAUCCCGAAAAACACCUUGUGGUGAAGGUUCUAAGACAUGGUCCCGAUACGAAAUGAGGAUCCAUAAGCGUUUAAUUGAUCUGCACAGUCCAGCUGAAGUUGUAAAACAAAUUACUUCUGUCAGUAUUGAGCCUGGUGUGGAAGUUGAAGUAACAAUUGCUGAUGCUUAAACACAAUAAAGAACAUUAGCAAAAAAAUUGUUUUCGUCUGACUAUGAUUAUUUUUAACUUUCGAAAAAGUGGAUUACUGUCACGCCUGUGACGUGACGCCAAUUACCAAGUGUCAGUAUGAAUAGGGAGGGAAAGCUAGUUGCUGCGUAUAUAGAACACAAGCCUCUAUUAUGCGGAAAAAUAACAGUUUUGCACUCAAA